Messenger RNA from Knipowitschia caucasica, 2121 nucleotides. Lineage: Eukaryota; Metazoa; Chordata; Actinopteri; Gobiiformes; Gobiidae. The record is from the annotation of a GenBank genome assembly.
AUGUCUCUGCUACUUUGCCAGGGCUGGUGUUCGGGAGUCUUUGAGCUGAAGUUGCAAGAGUUUUUGAACAAGAAGGGCAUACAGGGAAACAAAAACUGCUGUAAGGGAGGUCUGACGUCGUCUUUCCAGCAGCAGUGCGAGUGCAAAACAUUUUUCCGCAUCUGUCUCAAGCACUACCAACCCAACGCGUCGCCGGACCCCCCCUGCACGUACGGAGGAGCGGUGACGCCAGUGCUGGGCUCCAACUCCUUCCAGGUCCCAGACGCGAUCCCCGAGAGCUCGUUUACCAACCCGGUCCGGAUGAAUUUUGGCUUCACGUGGCCGGGGACCUUCUCGCUGAUCAUCGAGGCAUUGCACACGGACUCCAAAGACGACCUCUCCACAGAGAACCCAGACCGCAUCAUCAGCACCAUGACCACGCAGCGGCACCUAACCGUGGGUGACGAGUGGUCCCAGGACCUCCACAGCGGCGGGAGGACCGAGCUCAAAUACUCCUACAGAUUCGUAUGCGACGAGCACUACUACGGCGAGGGAUGCUCCGUCUUCUGCCGACCCCGGGACGACGCCUUCGGACACUUCACCUGCGGAGAGAGGGGAGAGAUCGUGUGCGACUCCGGCUGGAAAGGACAAUACUGCACUGAACCAAUCUGUCUCCCUGGCUGCGAUGAUGAACAUGGAUUUUGCGAGAAGCCGGGCGAGUGCAAGUGCAGAGUGGGAUUCAAGGGCCGAUAUUGCGACGAGUGCAUCCGCUAUCCGGGCUGCCUCCACGGGACCUGCCAACAGCCCUGGCAAUGCAACUGUCAGGAGGGAUGGGGCGGACUCUUCUGCAACCAAGAUCUCAACUACUGCACUCAUCACAAACCCUGCAUGAAUGGAGCCACUUGUAGCAACACGGGCCAGGGCAGCUACACCUGUUCCUGCCGCCCGGGAUUCACUGGAGCCAGCUGCGAAACGCAAGUCAACGAGUGCGCCGGGAACCCGUGUCGCAACGGAGGAAGCUGCGCGGACAUGGAGAACACAUACAAGUGCACCUGCCCACACGGUUUCUACGGCAACAACUGUGAGCUGAGCGCCAUGACCUGCGCCGACGGCCCCUGCUCCAACGGGGGGCGCUGCAGCGACAACCCCGACGGAGGAUACUUCUGUCAGUGUCCCAGCGGCUACGCGGGCUUCACCUGCGAGAAGAAGAUCGACCACUGCACCUCCAGCCCCUGCUCCAACGGCGCCCGCUGCGUGGACUUGGUGAACUCCUACAUCUGCCAGUGUCCCGAAGGCUUCUCUGGGAUGAACUGCGACCACACGGGAGACGAGUGCGCCCUGUUCCCGUGUCAGAACGGCGGCACCUGUCAGGAGGGCGCCGACGGCUACAGCUGCACCUGCCCGCCUGGAUACACGGGCCAGAACUGCAGCUCCCCCAUCAGCCGCUGCGAACACAACCCCUGCCACAACGGCGCCACCUGCCACGAGCGAAACAACCGCUACGUGUGCGCCUGCGCUCCGGGCUACGGCGGCCGCAACUGCCAGUUUCUGCUUCCCGAACACGCGGCGGUGCGCGGGUCAGACGUGCCCUGGAUGGCGGUGGGAUCCGGGGUCGCUCUGGUGCUGCUGCUGCUAGCCGGAUGCGCGGUGCUAGUCGGGUUUUACCGCUCCAAGGCCCAGCGCGGCGGCCCCAUCGAAGUCACGGGGGAGAUCGAACCCAUCAACAACUUAAACUUGACAAAUAACUGUCACCGUAGCGACCGCGACCUGCCCGUGAGCGUCAUGCCGGGGCCAGGCGUGAAAAACAUCAACAAGAAGAUGGACUACACCAGCGAGGACCCGGAGGAGGGCUUCUCCCCGGGACGCAGCGGCUACAAGAGCCGGCCCCUCACCGGAGACUACAACCUCCAGGAGCUGCACUACGACCAAAGCAACAAAGACGCCAUGUUGGAGGCCGCGUGCGACGACAAGUGCCAGUCGCUCGACUCGUUUGAGUUUGAAGAGAAGCCGAGCAAAAGGUUAAAAAGCGACGCUUCAGAAAAGAGAGCCCCAGAACUGUCUGCAUGUGCGGACACCAAGUACAAAUCUGUGUUUGUCAUGUCGGAGGAGAAAGACGAAUGUAUAAUAGCAACAGAGGUAUAA